AGCCUGUGGUACGUUUACUACACAGAUAAUAGAGCCGUUGUUAUCAUAUCAAACUACACAAGUUAUCACUUAUCUACAUUUUGAAAAUUGUCCCAUUCAAUUUUCCCGUCUCGGCUAGUCGGCUUAAUAUUCUAAUUCCAACAUCUAACGACAUCUAUACUCCGUGAUCUUAUAUUUUAUAACGCUUGUCGUUUUUCAAUUGAAACAUAAAUAUUACAGUUCAAUAUUCAUUAAAAAAGUCGAAGAAAAAAAAUUGUUACCUAUCAAUGCAUUUUAUUCAUAUAAAAACAUAAGGUACACAUUUUCAUACCAAUAAGAAUUUCGUAAAAAUUGAGAUUUAGGAGGUACUUUGUUUUAUGUACAAUAUUUAAACUGGUGAGUACAGACUAUAGACCCAUUGAUGGAUACUCAAGAAAACAUUUUGGAAAUCAAUCAACCUAUCCAUUUUAAGGAUUUACAACUCAUUUGUUCGUGCUCUGAUGAUUUCCUCGUGAAUGACAAAGAAUUUCAACAAUGUUUAAAAGGAUGCAAAUGGUCUGCUGAUGGUCUGAGUAUUUUAACAAAUAGUGAAGACAGAAGACUUCGAAUUUUCAAUAUUGAAACAGACGAAACAGAUCAAUGUAAAAAACAACUUCGUAAAGUCAAUGUGAUAAAAGAAGGUGGUACUAUAUACGAUUAUGUAUGGUACCCGAAUACUGUGCAAAAUAGUGAUAGCGUUAAGUUAAUUUUGAGUACUAGCAGUCGAUCACCUAUUCACCUUUGGAAUGCUGUUGAUGGACAAUUAGAAGCAACAUAUAGAGUAUAUGAUCAUGUUGAUGAAGUUGCACAUGUUAACUCAUUAUGCUUUAACUGGUCUGGAGAAGAAAUUUACUGUGGUAGUUAUGGUAAAUUAAAUAUCUUUCGUACUGACCGUCCGGGACGUGAAUUUAUUGAAAUAUCUACUAAAGCAGAUUUGCAUAGAUCAAUCAUAUCGACCAUAGCUAUGAAUCCAGUAGACAGGAGUAUUUUUGCUGUGGGUACAUAUAGUAAAGAUAUUGGGAUAUACGGUGGUAAUCAACUUAUGUACAUCUUAAGGGGACAUAAGUCAGGAAUUACCCAAUUACAAUUUUCACCUGAUGGGUUGAAAUUAUAUUCGGGGAGCAGAAAAGGUGAUAAUGAUAUUGUGUGUUGGGAUUUAAGGAAUGUUGGUCAAACUCUAUAUUCUGCUGAAAGAACAGUGACUACUAAUCAAAGAAUUUGUUUUGACAUUUCAUCGGAUGGACAAUAUUUAGUUUCAGGUAAUUGUACGGGUGAAAUUAGUACUUGGAAAUUAGACCAGAAUAUUGAAAAGUUUGAUGGCGUAGAAAGUGUUCUUUCUUUAAAUUCUAAAAUUUCUGUUCAUAAUGAUUGUGUCAAUGGUGUCAGUCUGCAUCCAACCCUUCCUUUAUUAGCAACAACAUCUGGACAAAGGCACAAUGAAGAAAAUGAUGAAGAUGAACAAAUAUUAAAAAACACUGAUGUUAGUUUAAAACUUUGGGAGAUAAUUUAAACUACAAAUUAAAAAUUAAUAACUUUUA
Myzus persicae (green peach aphid) is the source of this 1556-nucleotide messenger RNA. RefSeq names its product telomerase Cajal body protein 1 (gene WDR79). The transcript is spliced from 8 exons. Bases 401 to 1528 code for a protein of 375 amino acids. Gene Ontology annotation, molecular function: protein binding; RNA binding. The record is from RefSeq and is a predicted model, not a curated record. Gene Ontology annotation, cellular component: Cajal body. NCBI's taxonomy places the organism in Eukaryota, Metazoa, Arthropoda, Insecta, Hemiptera, Aphididae. Gene Ontology annotation, biological process: Cajal body organization.